UCGGAAAUUUUCCUGCCAUAAAGAAGUGUAUGUUACACUUAUUAUGAAUUAAUUUGAUAAUCGUGACGUAAAGCUGCAAGACGUUGUACCUACGUUUCUAUGGGAUAGUAUUUCGUUGUGUAAUAGACAAUAAAGUGGGCGCUGACUAUCCGAAGGUCGAAGGAUUUAAUGUCUCAGUUCAUUUGGUAAACGAUUCGUGUUUUAUUGUCAGCUAGUUACUGAAUUUGUAGCAUGACUUAUUGUACGUAAAGUGCCGCAGAAAUUAUAUCUGACUUCGAGGAAGUUUACGUUCUGAGUUAAAAUAUUUGUGAAGUCUGGACAAUUACGUUUUUAUACAAGACAACCAGUGUUAAAUGUGUGUGCAGCGUAAGAGAACAAACUCCAGAUUAUAGGAAAUCUGCUUCACAUGCGGCUUAGAGUGUGAUAUAUUGGGAUACAAAACAUUUUACAAUGCCCUUGUUUGGUAAAUCUCAGAAGAGCCCUGCAGAAGUAGUUAAGGCGUUAAAAGAAGCCGUCAAUGCACUGGAACGAGGAGAUAAAAAGGCUGAAAAAGCACAAGAAGAUGUCAGCAAGAAUCUGGUACUCAUUAAAAAUAUGUUGUAUGGGACAUCAGAUGCAGAACCACAGACUGAUAUAAUUGUUGCACAACUAGCUCAGGAACUAUAUAACAGCAAUUUACUACUUCUGCUGAUUCAGAAUUUGAAUCGCAUUGACUUUGAGGGAAAGAAGGAUGUCGCUCAAGUUUUCAAUAACAUACUACGUCGACAGAUUGGAACUAGGUCACCUACUGUGGAGUAUAUAUGUACGAAGCCGGAAAUACUUUUUACUCUUAUGGCUGGGUAUGAGCAUCAAGAAAUUGCACUUAAUUGUGGAACAAUGUUAAGGGAAUGUGCACGAUAUGAAGCACUAGCAAAAAUAAUGCUUUAUUCAGAUGAAUUUUUUAACUUCUUUCGAUAUGUUGAAGUUUCAACAUUUGAUAUAGCUUCAGAUGCCUUUUCGACAUUCAAAGAACUCCUUACACGCCACAAGCUGCUUUGUGCAGAGUUCUUGGAGUUGAAUUAUGAUAAAGUCUUUUCCCACUAUCAGAGACUUCUGAACUCUGAAAACUAUGUAACACGUCGACAGAGUUUGAAAUUGCUCGGUGAACUUCUGCUGGACAGACAUAAUUUCACAGUUAUGACAAGAUACAUAUCGAAUCCUGAUAAUUUGAAACUAAUGAUGAAUAUGUUGAAAGAAAAAUCCAGAAAUAUUCAGUUUGAAGCCUUCCAUGUUUUCAAGGUAUUUGUUGCAAAUCCAAACAAACCGAAGCCAAUUUUGGACAUAUUGCUGCGAAAUCAAGAGAAGCUAGUAGAGUUUCUCACGCGCUUUCACACGGACCGAUCAGAGGAUGAACAAUUCAAUGAUGAGAAGGCAUAUCUUAUUAAACAGAUAAAAGAGCUGAAGCCUUUGGCAGACCACUAACAGCAGGACAAUCUGGCAGUCUAGUGUUAGAAAAAAAAGUGCAUAUUAAUAUUGCAAACAAGAAAAGUUGCUUCCAUUAUUUUGUGAACAUACAAAACACAGGAAAUAAUGUUCCACAAAUAGCACCUCUGUUCCCAGCUUGGCAAUAGAGAUAUGAGGGUUUCACAAAACAUUUGACACAUAUGUGAAUUUGGCCUGCGUGUGUGGGUUCUUUAUUUGAAAUAAACUAGUCCCACUUAAACUACUGCUGCUACUACUGCACUUCCACUGUGGAAAAUUUUCACAUCUUUUCCAAGCUCACCAAGAUGGAAAGAUCUGAAAGUUUGCUUCUAGAUCUUUAGCAUAUCUAAACUGUUGAAGUUUCUCUUCUUUUUUCCUGUUUUAGUGGGUGAGUAGACACAAAUAUAACCGGAUACAAUAGCAUAUUUGAAUUGAUUUUAAAUCUUUCAUUGUAUUAGUAUUUAGUUGCAGAAGUGAAAUUAAUAAAAUUUAUUAAACUUAUUUCAUAUCUGCUGAAGCUAAAUUAUGUUUGUUGUUAUUGUGAAAUUAGUCCAUAAGACUUUGAGUUAUUGAUCGUGUUGGCUCAUACAAUGUUGCUUGAAAAGGAAGAAGGAAAAUCCAAAACCUAUGUUAAAAUAACUUGUUAGCUGUGACUGAAACCAGCAUCAGUUAUAAAUUUUAGAACAGCUACUAAAAUUUUUAAGAAGCAUUAUGCAUAGUACAGCAAUGGUGCAAUUACUGUUGUACAGUAGUGCUGAUCUGCAGUAUCAAAAUAAUAUUGUUCAGUUUUUAAGGACUUAUGUUGAUUGUGUUUUAAUGUAUAUAUGAUUGUUGUCUUUUACUUGUAGUUCUGUAUUAUAAAACUAAAUUUAGUAUAAACAUUUUUAAGAGAGACUUUGUUACAGUCUGGUUGAUUGUGACAGUGUUUGUCUAUUGACAGUUUAGAAAGAGCUGUUUUAACAUGGACUUAAAACAAACACAUUUGCAAAAAAUUCAUCAGGAUGAUUUUUUUAAGAGAGAACAAUUUUUGGAAAUAAAGUGACCCAUUUUGUUUCAUACAUCUCCCUUGAAAACAUGUGCUUUAUAUUUAAAAAUGUGGGAGAGAUUUGAUUGAAAUAAACUACUGUCUGCAGAUAA
Messenger RNA from Schistocerca piceifrons (Central American locust), 2598 nucleotides. RefSeq names its product protein Mo25 (gene Mo25). Gene Ontology annotation, molecular function: protein serine/threonine kinase activator activity. Gene Ontology annotation, biological process: intracellular signal transduction. Lineage: Eukaryota; Metazoa; Arthropoda; Insecta; Orthoptera; Acrididae. Bases 451 to 1461 code for a protein of 336 amino acids. The record is from RefSeq and is a predicted model, not a curated record. The transcript is spliced from 8 exons.